Messenger RNA from Culex quinquefasciatus (southern house mosquito), 1467 nucleotides. RefSeq lists its product as uncharacterized. Gene Ontology annotation, biological process: glycolytic process. Bases 73 to 1449 code for a protein of 458 amino acids. Gene Ontology annotation, cellular component: cytoplasm. Lineage: Eukaryota; Metazoa; Arthropoda; Insecta; Diptera; Culicidae. The record is from RefSeq and is a predicted model, not a curated record. Gene Ontology annotation, molecular function: potassium ion binding; pyruvate kinase activity; magnesium ion binding. The transcript has 2 exons.
GUUUUUGCUGGCGGCCGCCGUUGAAGUUCCGGUCUUUUUUCCAUCUGCAAAGAGUAAAAAUCACUGUAAAGCAUGACAUUCAUUGCGGAAAAUUGUUUUCUGUGGCAAAAAUUGGCCGUUGAACUCAGGUUAUCCGACACGGUGGAAUCCGUCGUAAGAUUGCUGCGAGCAGACGUCAAAGUCUUGCUGAUCCGAUUUGGUCUACAUUCAACGCCGGAAAGCCGGAAGCUGUUGGCCACGGUCAACGAGGCCAUCGAACAGUUUGCUUCCGAGCUGUCCCCGUGGAAACCGGUCGUUGGCAUUGCGUGCGAACUGAGUGGAAUGAUUCCAAGGGUAAAGUUCUGUCGGGCGAUGGGUCCGAUUCAGCUAGCGCUGGGGAGGAGAAUCUUCCUUACGAGCAAUCACACGUACGAGGACAAGAAGGUUGAAAACGUGGUCUACGUAACGAGUUUGGAGAUGUACCUGGACGAGCUGAAGAGGGGCGACCUGGUGCGAAUUGGACAGGCCGAGCUGAAGGUUUGCAAGAUCAAGGGCAAGUUUGUGGAGUGCUGCGUGAGGAACGUGUUUGGAGAAGAGUUUCCAACGUUGGUGCACCCAUUUGAGCGCGUUCAGUUUGGAUAUCCGAACAGCAAAUGGAUUCCGGACAACCGAAUCACAGAGGAAUGUUAUUUAGCUCUACAGCACGGUUGUCGCUUCAUACUUGUUCCGGAUUUGGAAAAUCAUAGGAUAUUGCAUGAGGUGGAACGGGUCUUGAGAAACUACAGCCAGGAAAACGACGUAACGGUUCAUAUAUUGGCCACAAUGGCGCCUCAAGCGACUGAAAUCGCAUACCAGCAGAUCAUUCCUCAUCUAUCUGGCCUAAUAACAGACAAUGCCAAUCUGAUGAAGUUUUGCAGGACCAACUGUAAGACAAUAUUGUACGAAGUCCAUGAUAGCGAACAAUUUCCAGAUGAAGCAACUCUGCAACAAAUCGAUACGAUCAUAACGACCCCUGAACUCGUCGAAGAACUAAAAAGCAAACUCAAACAACACAAUCAAUCCCUCAUACAGCAAAUGAAUCCCACAAUCUCUCGCAAGAAAACAGUUCUGAACAAGUGCAUCGAGUACGCCAGCAAAAACUGUAAAGCCAACGCCAUCAUCCUGUGCACGACGGAGAACGUGUGUGCCGCCGAACGGCUGUCGCGCAAGGAACUUCCCUGUCCGGUGCUGGUCACGACCAGCGACGAUGAAGCCAUCCAACAUCUCCUGCUGCGCAAGUACUGCUUCCCGAUACUGGUGCCGGAAGGCGUUAAAUCAACGCGGCUGCUCAUCAAAUACGCGACCGUGUACGGGCGAAAGUUUGGCUUCCUCAAGGUCGGAAAUCUUACGGUUACGGGCUUUGGCGACAGCGGAAUUCAAGGGCUGGAGCUGCGCUACGUUCCGGAUGAUUUCAUCAUGCUAUUUCAAUAAACUCCGUUGACUAACCUG